Gamsiella multidivaricata is the source of this 309-nucleotide messenger RNA. RefSeq lists its product as uncharacterized. The coding region runs from base 1 to 309 and encodes 102 amino acids. The record is from RefSeq and is a predicted model, not a curated record. The transcript has a single exon. Lineage: Eukaryota; Fungi; Mortierellomycota; Mortierellomycetes; Mortierellales; Mortierellaceae.
AUGGGACUUCAAGCUCCGACUGGUCUAUUGUCCCGGGAUGGGCAUGAGGCAGCUCUCAGGUCACUCGCACUCGCAGGUGUGCUCCGUGAGCAGGGGCGACUACAGGCUCUCGCUGAGGAGGAUCACAACGAAUCGAAUGGACCAGCUUUCAUGCCAUUCCCUGUAAAUGAUGAUACCGGUCGCGCAACCGCGUUAGGACAUGCCCUCGACGCAGAUCUAUACGGCGAUUACGAGAACUCAUAUCGGCUCAUUGGAGACGGCAGUGGUAUCCCCCUGACGCACGGAAGGCGACCCCAUUGGUUCGGGUGA